Molecule: messenger RNA, 825 nt
Organism: Arctia plantaginis
Lineage: Eukaryota; Metazoa; Arthropoda; Insecta; Lepidoptera; Erebidae
Source: the annotation of a GenBank genome assembly
AUGGAUUGGAUAAUUUCGGAUGAGUUAGGGCUCACAGUGGGACACCUGGUUGGCUGGGGAGCAGCUGGUGCUAUGAUAAUAGGUGGUGUUGCUCCAUAUAUUCCACAGUACAGGCAAAUAAAAAGUACUCAAGAUGCUGAAGGCUUUUCUUUAUAUGUUUGUUUAGCUCUACUCAUUGCAAAUACUCUGAGAAUAUUGUUUUGGUUUGGUAAGCGUUAUGAAUUACCAUUAUUAAUUCAGAGCAUUGUUAUGAAUAUAACAAUGUUUGUGAUGAUACAUCUAUGUGUAACUGUUAGAAAAAAGAGCCAGAUAAUUAGAGCAAGGGAAAGAAUAUUUACAGCCCAGCCAGAUGAAACGGCACGCUGGCUGCAUCAGAGAAGCAGCAUCUCGAGUGGUGAGAAGCCCCAUCGCUUUUAUGACAUGAAGCGAAAAUAUUUCUGGGCCUGGACUGACUUCCAAAGCUAUGUAGACUGCAUGUUGGUGUUCUCAGUUUUGGGAGCUGCCAUCACAUAUUUAUUGAUAGAAUUUUCGCCUUUUGUUGAACUGAUUGGAUUCAUGGCACUAUUCACAGAAGCCAUGCUUGGUGCUCCACAAAUAGCGAAAAACUAUCAAAAUAAAAGCACAGAGGGAAUGAGUGUGAGUAUGGUGGUAAUGUGGACAUGUGGUGACCUAUUCAAGACUGCAUAUUUUGUAUUAAGAGACGCGCCACCGCAGUUCUGGGUGUGUGGCAGCCUUCAAGUAUCCUUAGAUAUAGUAAUUCUCCUACAAGUAUGGUUGUACAGGGACAACACUGCAGCAGCAAGAAGGUUGCGUCGCGGCGACUAG